GUCAAAAUUAGAGAGUAGAGACUGAGAAAAGUCCGAGCUUUGAGCUGAAGAAAGAAUGGAGGAGUCAGUUCCAUGGAAGACUCUGCAGAGCAGAGAGUACCAAGGUCACAAGAAGAAGGUCCAUUCGGUGGCUUGGAACUGCACCGGCACUAAGCUCGCCUCCGGCUCCGUCGAUCAAACUGCUAGGGUUUGGCAUAUCGAGCCCCAUGGCCAUGGUAAGGCUAAAGAUAUUGAGCUAAAGGGGCACACUGAUAGUGUGGAUCAGCUAUGUUGGGAUCCCAAACAUGCUGAUUUAAUUGCAACUGCAUCAGGAGAUAAGACUGUCCGUCUAUGGGAUGCUCGUAGUGGGAAAUGCUCGCAACAGGCAGAACUUAGUGGGGAGAACAUUAACAUCACCUACAAACCUGAUGGCACACACAUAGCUGUUGGCAAUAGGGAUGAUGAACUAACAAUUUUGGAUGUUAGAAAGUUUAAGCCAAUUCAUAAGCGCAAGUUUAAUUAUGAGGUAAAUGAGAUAGCUUGGAACAUGAAGGGUGAUAUGUUUUUUCUGACUACUGGAAAUGGUACUGUCGAAGUUCUAUCAUACCCAUCUCUUCGACCACUUGACACUCUUAUGGCCCAUACAGCUGGUUGCUAUUGCAUUGCAAUUGACCCAACUGGAAGGUUUUUUGCGGUUGGAAGUGCUGAUUCUUUAGUCAGCCUGUGGGAUAUCUCAGAGAUGCUUUGUGUGAGAACAUUUACAAAACUCGAAUGGCCUGUAAGGACAAUAAGCUUCAACCAUACCGGUGAAUAUAUUGCUUCAGCUAGCGAGGACUUGUUCAUUGAUAUAUCAAAUGCGCAAACUGGAAAAACAGUGCAUCAAAUUCCAUGUCGGGCGGCCAUGAAUAGUGUUGAGUGGAAUCCCAAGUACAAUUUACUUGCAUAUGCUGGAGAUGACAAGAACAAAUAUCAGGCUGAUGAAGGUGUUUUUCGAAUAUUUGGCUUUGAAAGUGCUGCCUGAGAGAGAUUGCCUGAGAUUGGGAACCCUUUUUUCCCUUUAUCAUCAUCAACCUUGUUGUUAAUGAAAUACAUGAAUUGUAAAAAAUAAUUUUCUAUUCAGAUGAGAGCUUUUUUUAACCAUCGGACCAAAAUGCUUCAUCCCCUCUUGAAGAAGAAGAUGCUGUAGAAUUCAAACAAGGAAGAACAUACUUCUAAAGGUUUUGGUGCCUGGCCAAAGAGAAAAAAAAAAGACCAUAUAAGGGACUAGACUAGACUAGACUAGUAUAAAUACUAAACAUGUAAGGAACUAGAUUAGUAUAAUCAAAUUAUCCUAAUAGGAGUGUUAAGGAAAUUCUCUUUUAUUCAAAGUCAUUCGAUGAGAACAAAGUCAUCGAAAUAUGAUGAUGAUGAUCCCAAGUCCUAACAUGAUGAUGAGGUGAGAUGAGAACAAAGUCAUGCUAGGAACUAGACUAGUAUAAUACUAAAGAAACUCUUCUAUUCAGAGUCUCAGAUCCGAUUUAUUGUAAUAUAUCAUAUUUUAAUUUGUUUAA
Molecule: messenger RNA, 1529 nt
Organism: Humulus lupulus (European hop)
Lineage: Eukaryota; Viridiplantae; Streptophyta; Magnoliopsida; Rosales; Cannabaceae
Product: THO complex subunit 3
Exons: 11
Coding region: 56-1000 (314 amino acids)
Biological process (GO): mRNA export from nucleus
Cellular component (GO): THO complex part of transcription export complex
Molecular function (GO): protein binding
Source: RefSeq, a predicted model, not a curated record